Molecule: messenger RNA, 2385 nt
Organism: Phodopus roborovskii (desert hamster)
Lineage: Eukaryota; Metazoa; Chordata; Mammalia; Rodentia; Cricetidae
Gene: Gpr37
Product: G protein-coupled receptor 37
Exons: 2
Coding region: 526-2346 (606 amino acids)
Biological process (GO): positive regulation of MAPK cascade; adenylate cyclase-inhibiting G protein-coupled receptor signaling pathway
Cellular component (GO): plasma membrane; signaling receptor complex
Molecular function (GO): G protein-coupled peptide receptor activity; prosaposin receptor activity
Source: RefSeq, a predicted model, not a curated record
AGCCAGCUAAGAGUGGGAUUGUGACAGCCAGUGCCCUGGUGGAGGGGACUUGUUUUUCUUUCUCUCUGGAGACCUGGACUAGCGACUGGAUAAAGCUGUACCAAAAGGAUGUAAAUAGCAGAGCAACUGUUACCAAGAAGGCAGCCACCACCCAAAGGCAGGGAGGAACGCCGGGCUUUCUCCAGGCUGCGCCCAGUGGCAACAUUAGGCAACAAUCAGGUGGUGUUUGCAACUUUUCAAGGUCAGCUUGGGGGAUCGGCUUUUCCCUCGGAACCUUCGGGUGCACAGAGCUUGGGUUAGAUUUGGCUGCGAAAUGCACAGGACGCCAAACCUGGAAGGAUAGUAGGGGGUGUGUUGCUCCCUCCCCACACGCCAGCUCUGUUCCCUGCUCUCCCAGCAAUCUUCAGCUCCUCUCCACUACCCAGUGGUGAGUAUGUGACAUGUGUCUAACUCCCUGCACUAAGUUUGGCAGCAGGUGUCGGUACUAAGAUAGAGAAGGGCUACUAGGAGCGCCCUUGCCGAGCCAUGCCGGCCCGGGGCGCGCCUCUUUCGCGUACAUCGCAGCUGCUGCUCCUCCUGCUGCUGAAGGUUUCUGUCUCUACUGCCCUGAGCUUUGUCCCUGCGACCAGGAAUGGAACUUGUCUGGGGGAGAGCUGUUCCCCACUGCUCCAACGCAGCAGCAGGGAUGCCCAGGGACCAGGAAAUUCUGCCAGAGAGGUUCUGCGAGUCCGUAUGCCCAGGGAGCAACUGGAAGCCGAGGUGAGAGGGGCUACUUCCUGGGACCUCCCACUGGCCAGGGGCGGCAAGACAGGUGUGAGUGAAGAGGUGGCAGGUGCAGCAGCUGCUGGGCCCUUGGGUCCUCCAACCAAGCCACCUGGUGCCUGGAGGUGGAAAGGUGCCCAGAGUAAAGAGUCAUUCCGAAAUUUGGGAAGAAAAGACCCUAUGGACCGCCACCUUUUUCUUCAGACUUCGGAGGGGGAAGAGAUGAGUCCCAGGGACUCUGGCAUUCCGCGGAGCAGCCAGGAGCAGAGUGUGAAAACGGAACCUGAACCCAGAGAUCUUUUUUACUGGCCACGGAGAACUGGGCAACUCCAGGGCUCCCACCAAAAGCCUUCUCUGGGGCAUGAAGGGAGGACCAUUGCUCCCCCAGGCAGGGCACUACCACAAAACGGGUCUGUAGAUGACUGGGUCCCUGACCAAGGGGGUCCGCGCCGUGGAAACAGCACCAGCAGGCGCGUGAGACUGAAGAACCCCUUCUACCCCCUGACCCAGGAGUCCUAUGGAGCCUAUGCAGUCAUGUGCUUAUCUGUGGUGAUCUUUGGGACCGGCAUCAUUGGUAACUUGGCAGUGAUGUGCAUCGUGUGUCACAAUUACUACAUGAGGAGCAUCUCCAAUUCUCUCUUGGCAAACCUGGCCUUCUGGGACUUUCUCAUUAUAUUCUUUUGCCUACCCCUGGUCAUCUUCCAUGAGUUGACUAAGAAGUGGCUUUUGGAAGAUUUCUCUUGCAAGAUCGUGCCCUAUAUCGAGGUGGCUUCUCUGGGCGUCACUACUUUCACCUUAUGCGCACUGUGCAUAGAUCGCUUCCGGGCUGCCACCAACGUCCAGAUGUACUACGAAAUGAUCGAAAAUUGUUCUUCCACCACUGCCAAACUCGCAGUUAUCUGGGUUGGCGCUUUGCUGUUGGCACUUCCGGAAGUUGUCCUCCGCCAGCUGAGCAAGGAGGAUCUGGGCUUCAGUGGCCAGGUCCCUGCAGAACGGUGUGUCAUAAAGAUCUCUCCCGAUUUACCGGACACCAUCUAUGUUUUGGCUCUCACUUACGAUGGCGCAAGGCUCUGGUGGUACUUUGGCUGCUACUUUUGUCUGCCCACACUCUUCACCAUCACCUGCUCUCUGGUGACUGCGCGGAAGAUCCGCAAAGCAGAGAAGGCCAGUACCCGUGGGAACAAGCGGCAGAUCCAUCUGGAGAGCCAGAUGAACUGCACGGUGGUGGCCCUAACCAUUUUAUAUGGGUUUUGCAUCAUCCCCGAGAAUAUCUGCAACAUCGUCACCGCCUACAUGGCCACGGGCGUCUCACAGCAGACCAUGGACCUCCUCAACAUCAUCAGCCAGUUCCUCUUGUUCUUCAAGUCCUGUGUCACCCCCGUGCUCCUCUUCUGCCUCUGCAGACCCUUCAGCAGGGCCUUCAUGGAGUGUUGCUGCUGCUGCUGCGAGGAGUGCAUUCAGAAGUCGUCCACUGUGACCAGUGAUGACAACGACAAUGAGUACACCACAGAGCUGGAGCUGUCGCCCUUCAGCACGAUCCGCAGAGAGAUGUCCACUUUUGCUUCUGUGGGGACCCACUGCUGAAGCACCGGGCUUGGUCAGCUCAGAUAUCUUCAGUUUUCA